Molecule: messenger RNA, 4211 nt
Organism: Peromyscus maniculatus bairdii (prairie deer mouse)
Lineage: Eukaryota; Metazoa; Chordata; Mammalia; Rodentia; Cricetidae
Source: RefSeq, a predicted model, not a curated record
GUUCAUAUGGGAAGGACAUUGGGGUGAGACUCUUCUCUAUUUCCAGCUGGCUUUUCUGAUUCACCCCACCAUUUAAAACCUGGAGACAUUGGCCCACGAAAAGCCUUGCUGAUUUCAGGGAAGACUAAUCGUCCAAGAUGUCCAGCAAGACAGCAAGCAGCAACAACAUAGCCCAGGCUAGGAGAACUGUGCAGCAGCUGAGAUUGGAAGCCUCCAUUGAAAGAAUAAAGGUCUCAAAAGCGUCUGCAGACCUGAUGUCAUACUGCGAGGAGCAUGCCCGGAGCGACCCUCUGCUGAUGGGCAUACCCACCUCGGAAAACCCAUUCAAGGAUAAGAAGACCUGCAUCAUCUUAUAGUAGACCGGGAAGCAACCCCCCGCCUCUUAACGCAAACCACAGCAGCAACCUGAAGAGAUGCCUUCAGCUUACCCAGUAACCACAGCUAGUAACUAAAACACUCUUCUCUUGGAAUAACAGACCCUGAAGUCUCUCUCUUCCAAGUUGUCCUUUCUUCACCCUUUACUGAUUUAAUACAGAAUAACAGUCUUACUUUCUAUUUGGUAUCUAUGGUAUCAUGUUGGGUUACUGUAUGAGGAAAGUGGCAGGGGAGUUGGGGAAGCUUGUCUUUACAAUAUACAGUUGAUUAAGAUAUGGUAAGACCUAAAUUGUCUAAGCACCGGUAAAUUAAAAUGUCAAGAAUCACUUUAGUCCGAAACCUUUAUAUUAUGUUCUUUAUAAGGCUUUUGCCAAUCUGUUUCCCCCACACAAGGGGUCUGGGGAGGCAGAUGUCUACAGCCAUGUCUUUUUGCACUAUCGACAUUAAUCACACUGAAACUUCCUGCUGUAAGAUCAGCCCCUCAAAGUUACACCUUUAUCUUGAACUCUGUAUAGGUAAAAUAACAGAUUCCUUCCAUAUAAUUUUUUGUACAAAAAAGGUAAUGAAAGAAUGUCGUGAAGCUCAUCUUCAUCAUCAUGAGCUGAUGCUGUUGUCUCUCCUCUAUGGGAAUCGUGCUGGUCCCUAAGUCUGCAAUAAACUGUGCCAAUUAAAACACUAAGACUAAACUGAAAGCCCUUUGAUGAGGUAUUAGUUCAUAUCAGUCAUUUGAGCUUCCGUGAUUCUGAGCUUAAAAAAGGGCAAGAGACCCUUGGGAGGACCCUGGGCAGCUUCACUCCAGGGCUCAUGAUCUCCGCUGGAUUGGGGGUGGCCACCUCAGAAACUCCCACCCUCAUGGCUGGAAUGCAAGAAUGAACUGUGAACCUCAAGUUGAGGGGAGCAAGACUGAAAACAGCUGCUCUCCAGGGCUCAGCUCUGCAGGCAACCCUCUCCCUUCUUCCUGGCCAGCAUGAUGCCUGACCCUGGCUGCUAGAGCAACUGUUUUCAGGGGGGACAUUCUCGCCUACCCAGAUCCAACUGGAGAGAGCACAGCAGGGGAAAGACCAUUCAAGCAAUAUAAAGACACUGAAGCUCUUUGCAGAUGCCUGCAGUUUCAUCACACUACCAGGGUUCCAAACCACCCGGGGGAAGGGACCCUUCCAUGGGGAGGCUUGCGUUCUGAAGAACAGUCCAACACUUCCAGCACUUGGGUAUUGAGGCCAUCAGUUUUACUUUGAUCAUGAAAAUAGCCCACAUACCCUCAGAGUGUCUAGUGAGGACCCCAGAGGCACAUAACCUACCAUGACCAAGGACAUAUCUUGACUUUGUCACAAUGAGAGGGUUCGUUUAAAAUAUUCAUUUAGAAGCCCGAACCAAACACAAGGCCUGUGAUAUUUUAAUUCAUGUUCAGUUCAUUAAGGUAACUACUAAGGGAGGACUUUUUAAAAAGUGUUCUCAGAAAGGACUUAGCCCUCAGGAGUUGUUUAGAGAAUUUUCCCUACUUGUAUACAGAGUGCCCUAAAAGAAAAUCUCUUUUAAUAUGUAAUGCCUGGACUUUGAGCAUCUUGUUUCUUGAUAAUAAACAGAUGCAGCACUAUUCCUAAAUGGCUCGGAGACAUUCAGUAUUUCUCCAAGUCACCCAUCUGGUCCGCACUUGGAACUGAGCAUGUGGAAGCCGUAGCACUGCCCACAACCUGUUCUCCCCGAUCGCUUAGUUUCCAGCUGCAUUCAAGGCACCUGUUCAGGAGAGAGAGAAAGCUUUUUUACCUUGCAAAAGGUAAAAAUGGAAAUGUACACCAAAAAGACAAUUUUUACAUUUAAUGAAACAUUCUUUUUUUACAAGUAUAUUUUUCUACUGAUGGUUUCAGAACACUAAUCUUAUAUUCACUCUAAUUUUAAACAUGUUUCUUUAAACAUUUAUAAGGCAGUUUAUUACAGAAUAUUUUUAUGCAAUCAUGUGCACAUUAUUGGUAGCAAACAUAGUAUAUUCUUUAGUACUUAAACAUAUGUUUGUUAAUAUGCUUUUAAUGGUAAGAAAUGAACUUGAGGUCCCAAAAUAUUUCGUUGCCUUUUCAUUGGUUAGAGACAGUAAAUGUCUUGUAACUUCCUAACCAGAUCUGAGCUGUACUCACAAUAAAAGUGAAAUCAGAUCCUUUGAUGCUGGACCCAAGAGGGAAAACAUUAAGCCAAAUGUUGAUUUACUUAUAGCUAAAGGUCUAUGUAAGAAAGUAUAAUAUAUGUAUACAUAUAUAUAUGACAUGCAGAAGUCACUUUUAUUUAUCUGUCUUUGUUCACUUACGGAAGCCAGAUAACUAACUGUCCGCAGCAGUAUGAUGAUGGUCCGAAUGAAUAGAAGUCCUGUGUGGGAUUUUUUUUUUCCUACACUGACAACUUGGCUUCAUUUCUGUAUGUCCAAUCUGUUUUGUCUGUAGUGCCACUCCUGUGAGCAAUAGAGUGUUUAUACUCUGGUCCCCACAGUUCAUCAUCAAUUGUCCAAUUUAAGCCUUGGGGCUGUGGCAAGAUAGAGUAUCCAAGAUUCCAUGACUCCAAAACAUUUUGAAGAAACACACGUAUUUAUAAACAGGGGAAAUACUUUAUAUACUAGAUGGUUCAUAAGCUGUGGGUUGUAGCUAAAUAUUUUGUUUUUCUGAAAUCAUGUUUUUCAAUUUUUUACCAUAUGGAAGUAAAAGAGUAUCAUACUUAAUUUUCACGGGAAGAAUUGGUCUGCUUUUUCUGUGUUUGGGUUAUUUUUGUACUUUACUAAUCUUUAAACUAUCCAUGGGGAAAAUUUUAUACCAAUGAGUUAAUAAUUUUGACUCAUUGUUUACACAAUAUAAGAUGUGUCAAACUGGGACCAGCAGGAUGGCUCAGUGGGUAAAGGUGCUUGCUGCCAAGCCCAGCAACCUGUGUUUGAUCCCUAGGCUGUACAAGGUGGGAGAAAAGAACUGAUUCCCACAGGUUGUUCUCUGACCUCCACAUGUUCAAUGUGUUACCCCUGCGCGCACACACACACACAAACACACACACACACACAUACACACACACACCAAAAUAACAUUUUAAAAAGAUGUGCCAAAUUACCUAUUCAGGUGCCGCCUCUCUACCAGCUUACCACUAAGGUAGAACUGUCAGACUCACCCCUCUGAAUCUGUAUUAAAAGUGUGUCCAUGCCCAGGCCCAAGAGUCCUUCCCAGUGGAAUAAACACAAUCCCGAAGUAUGCUAUGAAGUUAGUUGUUUUCUUCCAUCGUAAACCUGUUAGUAGGAAAACUCCGUCAAAUCAAAUAGAGUAGAGCAUUAACCAGUGGUUGGUGGUCUGCUUAGUCCUGUGCUGGGUGACUCUGGACCGGGGCACUUCAGCUCUCCUUUCCCCUGUUGUCACAAGGGAGGAGAAAGAGAUGCUGGCCGAGAGCCUCCCUCUUCCCAGAUGCCUUGGUUGAAUGACCUGCCUCUCUGCUGGUCCUGCCAGUGUGUUGGUGCUAUGAGCUGCUUCAGAUACUGGCUUGUCUAUAAUGUGUGCUCACCUAAUCGCUUAUGUUGCAUAGUGCCUGUCCUGGGUUUAUGGACUUAGUUCCUGUAACGUCUCAUUUUUAGCCAUGUUAACUACAAACCCAUAUUCUCUUAUGUCUCAGUAAAGUUUCAUUUGAUAAAUUGUUGUUGAGAUUUUGUUAUUUGAUAAUAUUCUUUGGCUCCUCGUCCAGCAUCUUACUCAUUUUAACUCUGUGAUUGUUAUUUGGAGCUCUGUUCUGUAGAAAGAAUAAAAGCAGUUUUUUUUUUUCACUUGCUAACAUGCUCACAAAUGUGAGAGAAGAGUCAUUAAAAGCUUGCUUUACUUACUGGG